AUGUUUCGACGUCUCUCCGCCGCCGUCCACCGUCAACUUCAGGUGACUGCCACUCUCGGCCAUCGUCGGACCGCCGCCGCCGCCUCCUCUCGUUCACACUUUCUUGGUUUUGUCAGACCCUACUCUGUCUCCUCCGUCGCCGCCGACGAUCCCUCAUCCCUAAUCGCCUCCUCCCUCACGAGAUCGUGCGGGAUCUCCGACCAUGCCGCCCUCUCCAUCUCCAAGAAAGUCCAGCCCGACGCCCUCGACAAAGCGCUCUCGGUGCUCGCCGUCUUCAAGGACUACGGCUUCGAAGAAGCUCAUCUCGUCCGCCUCGUCGACCGCUAUCCUCGUUCCCUCUUGAUGGACGUCGAGAAGACCUUGAAGCCCAAGCUGGAGUUCUAUUGCGGGAUCAGCCUCGUCGGAACCGCCCUCCCGGAGAUCGUGUCAGCGAGCCCCCGGCUGCUGACGGCCAGCUUGGAGAAGCGAUUGAUCCCCAACGUUGAGUUCCUCAAAUCGAUUUUGAAAACGAAUGAGAACCUCGUGGAUGCCCUAAAAUACUCGCCUUGGUUGUUCGCCUUCGACACCAGAACUGCCGUUCUUCCCAAGGUCGAUGCUCUGCGCGCAUAUGGCGUGCCCGAUGAUGUAAUCUUAGUGCUUUUGACCCGUUGCGGCUACGCUUUGGUGGCAGAUACAGAUCGAUUCAAUGAUGCCUUUGACGCGGUAAAGAAGAUGGGUAUCUGUUCGAAGAAAUCCACAUUCGCCCAUGCCCUCGGGGUGCUCGCUAUAUUCCCCAAGAAGAAGUGGUUGGAGAAAAUGGAGAACUUGAGGGAAUUGGGGUGGUCGCAGAAUCAUAUCUUGGAGGCAUUUGCAAAGUUUCCUUACAUUGUGCGGGCAUCGACUGAGAAGAUAAGGAAGACUGCCAAGUUUGUGGAAGAGAAGCUGGGAUGGACACCGGAGCACACAGUGAAGAAUCCGUCCGUCCUGUCGUUGAGCCUGGAGAAGAGGUUGAUGCCCAGGUAUGCCGUCCUGAGCAUUCUAGUGCACAUGGGAUUGAUCAAGCCUUGCUUCAUAGGGAGUCAUUUCAAGAUUUCGGACAAGAACUUCCUGGUGCGAUUUGUGACCAAGUAUCAAGAGAAAGCUCCAGAGAUAGUUGAAGCUUAUCAAAAAGUGAAAUCAGAUAUAUGA
Messenger RNA from Zingiber officinale, 1167 nucleotides. Its product is annotated as transcription termination factor MTERF2, chloroplastic-like. Gene Ontology annotation, molecular function: double-stranded DNA binding. Gene Ontology annotation, biological process: chloroplast organization; regulation of DNA-templated transcription. Gene Ontology annotation, cellular component: chloroplast. The record is from RefSeq and is a predicted model, not a curated record. Bases 1 to 1167 code for a protein of 388 amino acids. NCBI's taxonomy places the organism in Eukaryota, Viridiplantae, Streptophyta, Magnoliopsida, Zingiberales, Zingiberaceae. The transcript has a single exon.